AUGAAUAGAUGGUUUAAGAUUAAUAUUGGAAUAUAUAAAAUCAAAUAUAUUAGAUUUAAGUUGGAAAUAAUAAGAUCAAAUAAAGUAUUAAUAUUUGUAAAGUAAGGAACAAACUGUAAUAAUCAGGUGAUGAGGUUGUUUAAUUAAAAUGAUUAUUUUUGUUUAGUUUAAGAAUUAAAUAACAAUAGAGAAUGAAGGAUUAGAGGGAUAGAUAAAAAAAAGAAAUAUUUUAGAUAAUGAAAUUGAUGAAGAUUAAAUUUAAAAGAAAACAUUGAUUAAUGAUGAGAGAGAAUAUAUAAAGAAUAAUUUAACUUGA
Messenger RNA from Paramecium sonneborni, 316 nucleotides. Lineage: Eukaryota; Ciliophora; Oligohymenophorea; Peniculida; Parameciidae. The record is from the annotation of a GenBank genome assembly.